Molecule: messenger RNA, 1051 nt
Organism: Molossus molossus (Pallas's mastiff bat)
Lineage: Eukaryota; Metazoa; Chordata; Mammalia; Chiroptera; Molossidae
Gene: PBK
Product: PDZ binding kinase
Exons: 8
Coding region: 37-1002 (321 amino acids)
Biological process (GO): protein phosphorylation
Molecular function (GO): ATP binding; protein serine/threonine kinase activity
Source: RefSeq, a predicted model, not a curated record
GUGUAAAUGGAAUUAUGACCUAGAGUGAUUAUUACAAUGGAAGAAAUCAAUAAUUUCAAGACACCAAGCAAAUUAUCAGAAAAAAGAAAAUCUGCAUUAUGUUCAACUCCAUGUAUAAAUAUUCCUGCCUCUCCAUUUAUGCAGAAGCUUGGCUAUGGCACCGGGGUGAAUGUCUACCUUAUGAAAAGAUCUCCAAGAGGCUUGUCCCAUUCUCCUUGGGCUGUGAAAAAGAUUAAUUCUAGAUGUAAUGGUCAUUAUCAAAGUAUGUACCAAAAGAGACUAACUGAUGAAGCUAAGAUUUUGAAAAACCUUCAUCAUCCAAACAUCAUAGGUUAUCGUGCUUUCACUGAAGCCAAUGAUGGUAGUCUAUGUCUUGCUAUGGAAUAUGGGGGUGAAAAGUCUCUAAAUGACUUAAUAGAAGAACGAGGUAAAGACUGCCACGGUCCUUUUCCAGCAGCCAUAAUUUUAAAAGUUGCUUUGAACAUGGCAAGAGGGUUAAAGUAUCUGCACCAAGAUAAGAAAUUGCUUCAUGGAGACAUAAAAUCUUCAAAUGUUGUAAUUAAAGGUGAUUUUGAAACAAUUAAAAUUUGUGAUGUAGGAGUCUCUCUACCAUUGGAUGAAAAUAUGACAGUGACUGACCCUGAGGCCUAUUAUAUUGGCACUGAGCCUUGGAAACCCAAGGAAGCUUUGGAGGACAAUGGUAUUAUUACUGACAAGGCAGACAUAUUUGCCUUUGGCCUUACUCUGUGGGAGAUGAUGACUUUAUCUAUUCCACACAUCACUCUUUCAGAUGAUGGAAAUGAAGAUAAAACAUUUGAUGAAAGUGACUUCGAUGAUGAAGCAUACUAUGCAGCUUUGGGAACUAGGCCACCUGUUAAUAUGGAAGAACUGGAUGAAACAUACCAGAAAGUAAUUGAGCUCUUCUCUGUAUGCACUAAUGAAGAGGCUAAAGAUCGUCCUUCUGCUGCGCACAUUGUUGAAGCUUUGGAAGUAGAUGUCUAGUAAUGUCAUAUUCAUAACUAGCUGAGCUUCAAGUAUGGCUCAUGUAUGU